AUGCUACUACCGCUUCUGAGCGCGUGUUCCAAAAUAGAACGGCUUGCCUUACCAGAGAUGUCUUCGUCAGUGGUGUCCGAUCGGUCUGUGCGCAGUGAUCAGAGGAUAUCAGUGGAACCUGAAGUCUUUGACUUUUACGGAGAUGAACGGCAGGCUAAACCGACAAUGGAGAGAGAUUUCAAUUCGGAGGCAGCAAGCGCGUUGGUCCAGUACCACCGUAUGACUCUUCGAAAAAUAUCUCUUGCAAACCGCAUUGGUAUUGAGAACUUCAUGCUGGAGAUCAUUCUCCGGUCAUGCCCCGGUCUGGAGCGUUUCCAGUCAUUGGAUUUCACAUUUAGGGAGGAAAUGGUGGGCACGUACGUCGAUCCUGUCCUCGAGGUUCAAGACUUGCAGAGCGUUGUUCCCUCGCUGUUAUACGACUAUGGCGAAAUGUCGAGCCCUGGAGAUGAUACACAUGGCACGGGAUGGAUCGGGCCCAUGCCAGGACGGAUGCUCGAGCCGGGAUGGGUUUGUCGCGGACUAAAGGUGUUGUGCAUCCAGUAUGCAGAGAAGACGGAUGAGGUCAUCCCAGGGACCCUUUAUUCUCAGAUCAUGCGGCUGGAGCAUCUAGAGGAACUGUAUCUGUCUCGCAAAAUACUACCAUUGCCAGCCACACCGGCGAUAAUAGCUGCCGGUGCGGAUGCUCAACGAAGAUUAGCUGAGGAAGAGUAA
Gamsiella multidivaricata is the source of this 711-nucleotide messenger RNA. RefSeq lists its product as uncharacterized. The transcript has 2 exons. The record is from RefSeq and is a predicted model, not a curated record. NCBI's taxonomy places the organism in Eukaryota, Fungi, Mortierellomycota, Mortierellomycetes, Mortierellales, Mortierellaceae. Bases 1 to 711 code for a protein of 236 amino acids.